Messenger RNA from Vicugna pacos (alpaca), 595 nucleotides. The record is from RefSeq and is a predicted model, not a curated record. NCBI's taxonomy places the organism in Eukaryota, Metazoa, Chordata, Mammalia, Artiodactyla, Camelidae.
GAGAAUUUCUCAAGCAUGAGGAAGAAACUGAAUACAAAAGCCCAUGAAGCCUCACUGGCUGCUGUGAAAAGCCAUCUUUGCGUUGUUUCCGUGUCCGGCUCCGCGCUCGCCGCGGCCACCUCCACCGCGCGCCUCCUGCGCCGCCGCCGCGGACUCCGGAGCUUUGUCGCCAGAGUCCUCAACUCUCGCUUUCUUUUUAAUCCUCUGCGUGGGAUCACCGGCGUGCGUAUCAUGUCAGACACGGCCGUGGACACCAGCUCCGAGAUCACCACCAAGGACUUAGAAGAGAAGAAGGAAGUUGUGGAGGAGGCAGAGAACGGGAGAGAGGCACCUGCUAAUGGGAACGCUAAUGAGGAAAAUGGGGAGCAGGAGGCCGACAAUGAGGUAGAUGAAGAAGAGGAAGAAGGUGGGGAGGAAGAGGACGGUGAUGGUGAGGAAGAGGAUAGAGACGAAGACGAGGCAGCUGAAGAUGAUGAGGAUGACGAUGUUGACACCAAGAAGCAGAAGACUGAUAAGGAUGACUAGACAGUAAAAAAGAAAAAGUUAAACUUAAAAAAAAGGUCACCGUGACCUAUUCACCCUCUACUUCCCGUCU